Cordyceps militaris CM01 is the source of this 960-nucleotide messenger RNA. Its product is annotated as 2OG-Fe(II) oxygenase family oxidoreductase, putative. The record is from RefSeq and is a predicted model, not a curated record. Lineage: Eukaryota; Fungi; Ascomycota; Sordariomycetes; Hypocreales; Cordycipitaceae. Gene Ontology annotation, molecular function: dioxygenase activity. Bases 1 to 960 code for a protein of 319 amino acids. The transcript has 2 exons.
AUGGCUACCCUACCCGAGACUGGCAAAACGCCAGCGUUCAACAUUCCACUAGUUGACUUGAGCGCUUUCCUACAAGGCAAGGUAGAAUCAGAGGCAAUUCAAGACUUGGUCAAACAGAUCCGGUUGGCCUGUUCGACGAGCGGCUUUUUCCAGAUUGUCGGCCAUGGCGUAUCGCUGGCAAUGCAAGACUCCGCGCUCCGUGCGUCCAAGGCACUCUUCUCUCUGCCACAAGAAGAAAAGUUGAAGUUGAAGGAAGGACCAGGAGUCGGUUAUGAGACAUUUGGAGCCCAGAUCCUCGAGGCUGGUAGAAAACCAGAUUUGAAGGAGGGUUAUUUUAUCAACCGUGAGAUCGCAGGGCUGCAGCCACCCUACCAACCCUUUUGCAGACCGAAUAUCUGGCCCGAGGCGAGUCUGCUACCCGAGACAGAGUUCAAGCUUCCGCUGCUUGCGUACCACACAGCGAUGCAAGAACUCGCGGUCUGUCUCAUGGAUCUUUUGGCGAGCAGUCUCAAAAUCAGGGACAACAACAUGAUGGCGAAUUUUUGCCGCGAGCCCAUCGCCUCUCUUAGGCUGCUGCAUUACCCUCCCCAUCCAGACGUCGAGGACGAUGCGCUGGUGGGUGCCGGCGCCCACACUGACUUUGGCGGCAUCACGAUUCUUCUAACAGACGGCAAUUCUGGGUUGCAAGUUCUGGAUCAGGCCACGAAGGAGUGGAUUAAUGUGCCAGCACGGAGCGAUGCCUUUGUGGUAAACAUGGGAGAUUUGUUGGAGACUUGGACGAGUGGAUAUUACAAGUCCAACAUACAUAGGGUUAUUAACAAAAGUGGCAAGGAAAGAUAUUCUGUUCCAUUCUUCUUUGAUGGAAAUCCGGAUUUUGUCGUUGAACCGCUUGACGGCUCCGCGACAGAGCGAUAUACAGUCCAAGAGCAUCUCUUGAAGCGAUACGAGCAAAGCUUUUAG